GCUAGGUUCCUUGGGGCUCUGACAGCGCGAGGACUACAAAGCCCUGAAUGCACCCCGGCGCAAUAGGAAUCUCUAUAAGUAAUAUUGCCUGCAACUCUAGCUCAGUGCCGCAGAGAAGCCUGGAGAAACAGGAUCAGAUAGAAGAAUGAGCCAAAAUGGAAAGGAGGAGGCGGCGGCGGCAGCCACAGACAUGGACCAGUUUGUGGGGUUCUUCCCCCAAGUUGUGAAGGAUCUGACAGAAGAUGACCUCCACAACGCGGAGGUGUCUGAUGCUGUCGCCAGGCUGAAGCAGGUCGUGGAAUACAAUGCCGUUGGGGGGAAAUAUAACCGGGGCCUGACGGUUGUGGCUGCUUUCCGGGAGCUGGCUCCGCCGGAGCAGCAGGAUCCGAAAAGCUUCCAACGUGCUCUAGCUGUCGGAUGGUGCAUUGAACUGCUGCAGGCCUUUUUCCUGGUGGCAGACGACAUCAUGGACUCUUCGGAGACCCGCCGGGGCCAACCCUGUUGGUACAAAAAGGAAGGAAUUGGCUUGGAUGCCGUGAACGACGCUUUCCUGCUGGAGUCCACCAUCUACCGCCUGCUGAAGCGAUACUGCCGGGGUCAGCCGUACUACCUGAACUUGCUGGAGCUGUUUCUCCAGACAUCACACCAGACUGAACUGGGGCAAGCCCUGGAUCUUAUCACUGCUCCCCCAUCUAAGGUGGAUCUGAACCGCUUCACAGAACAGAGGUACAAAACGAUUGUCAAAUACAAGACGGCCUUCUACUCAUUCUACCUCCCAGUGGCGGCUGCAAUGUAUAUGGCUGGCAUAGACAGUGAAGAGGAACAUGCUCAUGCUAGGACCAUCCUAUUACAGAUGGGGGAGUUCUUCCAGAUCCAGGAUGAUUUCCUUGACUGCUUUGGUGACCCUGAAAUGACCGGCAAGAUCGGUACAGACAUCCAGGAUAACAAAUGCAGCUGGAUGGUGGUGCAGUGUUUGAAACGGGCCUCUGCAGAGCAGAGACAACUUCUAGAGGAGAACUAUGGACAAAAGGAUCUGGACAAAGUUGCACAUGUGAAACAGCUCUAUGAGGAGCUGGGCCUGAAGAAAAUCUACCAGGACUAUGAGGAGAGCAGCUACCAGUGCUUAUCGGGCCUUAUUUCCCAGCAUGCUGUACGUCUGCCGAGCCGGAUCUUCCUUGGCCUGGCCCAGAAGAUCUACAAGAGGCAGAAAUGACAGGCUCGGCUAUCAAGAAGGAAGCCAGCCUAUAAAUACUUGUCAUGUGUGUUUGUGUGGGAGGGUGGGGUUUUCCCCAUCUUUCCUGCCAUUGAUUAGUGGAACUGCUUUAAAACCUGUUUUUGAAACCUAGUUCAGUCGUCUCUUAACUCCCUGGCACUGGGAGGGGGUGUUUUGGAGGGGCCGAAAGGCUGAGGCACACUCUCUCUAUCCAAGGUGUUCUCGCCGCUCUUUAAACCUCUGACUAUUUCCAGGAUUCCCUGGGCUAAAACAAAGUAGUGUCCAGCUUGACCCAGGAAACAUGCCCAUCUAGUUCCUAUGUUGUCUUUUCCUUUUUGGUUCUGCCUGCACCAGCAAUGUCCUGCAGUGCUCUGAGCACUUCACCCAACCCUGUUGGUUGAGUCUUUAUCUCUCUCCCUGCCCCUUGCCGCAACUCUCAGAAACAGCUGGUUUUUUAAAUGUAUUUUUUUGCAUCUUAAAUGCAGACUGCUUUACCUCAGGGUGAGCUGUGCUGUGGUGAUGAGGAAAGCAUUUUUGGCUAAGGAUUUUUCUUCCUUCAGUCUCUUUCUCCCAUUCUCCCUCUAAGCAAGGGGAUGAGGCUGCUAAGAUUUUGUUUGAUUGUGGAAAAAGACAAUAUCCACAGAUGAAUGUAAUCAUUUCUGUAAUACGCACCAUGCAUUUAAAGCGCCCCUCCAAAAACACAACACAACAACCUGAGAAUUGUGGUUUAAGGGCCCUGAUAAUUGUUGCUCUGUGAAGGGUUAACUACAGUUAUCAAUAUUUUUUUGGGGGGGGAGAGCGGAGUCAUGUGCUUUUAAUGUGUGACACACACACACACACACACACACACACACACACCUAUAGUAAAUGUUGCUGACUGUAUGUACUGACACUUUUAAACUUGCCCCCUCCUCAGGAGGGAGAACGAUUCACCUGGAUCAAAACAAACCUGUUCCCAUUUUGGAGGGGGGGCAUGAAAAGGAAGACCCCCUCCUGCCACCCUCCCACAAUGCUCUGGAGCAGCACCCAGGGGUGAAAACGAUGUUUUUUUGGGGGGGGAGGUGUAGUAUCAAGCAUCCUAUCAUAAUGGAAUGCACAGGCUGGAGAAAAAUGAGUUUGUAGCAAUAAAUUAUUUUGAAACCAG
This is a messenger RNA of Zootoca vivipara (common lizard), 2357 nucleotides long. It is a transcript of the gene FDPS, whose product is annotated as farnesyl diphosphate synthase. Gene Ontology annotation, cellular component: cytoplasm. Lineage: Eukaryota; Metazoa; Chordata; Lepidosauria; Squamata; Lacertidae. Gene Ontology annotation, biological process: trans, trans-farnesyl diphosphate biosynthetic process. Gene Ontology annotation, molecular function: dimethylallyltranstransferase activity; (2E,6E)-farnesyl diphosphate synthase activity. The record is from RefSeq and is a predicted model, not a curated record.